UCACACAGUCUCACACUCUCACUCCACAUCCCAAAACCUCAAACUAGCAUUCACCAAUUCACCAUGACCACCACUUUUGCUUCAAGGACCAUUCUCUCUUCCCAUCCAACCAAGCUCUUCAUCCUUCCUUUCAAACCUCCCUCUUCCCAUUUCCCUCUCCGUUUCACCAGAGCCACCUGCACUCUACAUUCCCAGCAACAACAACAGCAGCGACAACAACCUCAAAAUGGUCGCAGUGUCAUCGGAAUCCUCGAAGAACGGGGGCUUCUUGAAUCCAUUACCAGCGAUGCUCUCAGAAGCGCUUCUUCAACUGCACCCCUCAGGGUCUACUGCGGAUUCGACCCUACCGCCGAGAGCUUGCACUUGGGCAACCUUCUGGGCAUCAUUGUACUCUCCUGGUUCCGCCGCUGCGGCCAUAAUGUCGUUGCCUUGAUCGGCGGCGCCACCGCUCGCGUCGGCGACCCAUCUGGGAAGAGCAUCGAGAGGCCUGAGCUUGAUGUUGAAACAUUGGAGAGGAACACUCUGGGUAUUGGAAACACCAUCAGAACAAUCUUGGGUCGUGCUCAAAAUCUCAACUUGGAGGAGUUGAGUGUGGAUGAUGAUGAUGAUGAUGAUGGUAACUUGUUUGAUUCUUCUGUUGUGGUUUUGAACAAUUAUGAUUGGUGGAAGGAGUUUAGUUUGUUGGAUUUUUUGAAAAGGGUUGGUAAAUAUGCUAGGGUGGGUUCAAUGAUGGCUAAGGAGAGUGUGAGGAAGAGGUUGGAGUCUGAACAAGGGAUGAGUUAUACUGAGUUUACUUACCAGUUGUUACAGGGCUAUGAUUUCUUGCACUUGUUUCAGAAUGAGGGUGUUAGUGUUCAAAUUGGGGGUAGUGAUCAAUGGGGGAAUAUAACUGCUGGCACUGAGUUAGUUAGAAAGAUAUUGCAGGUUGAGAGUGCUGUCUAUGGCUUGACAUUUCCUCUUUUAUUGAAAAGUGAUGGCACAAAAUUUGGUAAGUCUGAGGAUGGUGCUAUUUGGUUGUCUCCAGUCUUGUUAUCUCCAUACAAGUUUUACCAGUAUUUUUUCUCCGUUCCGGAUGCUGAUGUGGUUAGGUUCUUGAAGAUUCUUACAUUUUUGGAUAUUGAAGAGAUAGUUAAGUUGGAGGAAGAGAUGGUGAAACCUGGGUAUGCGCCUAAUACUGCGCAGCGGAGGCUUGCAGAAGAAGUUACCCGAUUUGUUCAUGGAGAAGAUGGUUUAAGGGAGGCUCUUAGGGCAACUGAAGCAUUGAGGCCUGGAUCUGAGACAAAGCUGGACUGGAAAACCAUUGAGGGGAUUGCUGAGGAUGUACCCUCUUGUUCUUUAGCUUAUGAUGAGGUUUUGAACCAAUCAUUGGUUGAUCUUUCAGUUUCUUCUGGUUUAUUUGACAGCAAAUCUGCUGCGCGGCGUUUGUUAAAACAAGGAGGACUUUACUUGAAUAACAGCAGAGUAAAUAGUGAAAAUAAGAAGAUUGAGGUAGCAGAUAUAGUGGAUGGGAAGGUUCUUCUUUUAUCUGCAGGAAAAAAGAAUAAGGUGCUGGUGCGAAUAGCAUGAUAGGAUUUAUUAAAUGAACAUUCUUUGAAGAUUGUUUUAUUUACUCUGUAAGUUUGUUUUAUGUUUAGUUAAGCUUUGAUUUUGGUGCUACACAGUACACAAGAGCUUUAAAGUUACCUGUGAAACAAGUAUGUUAAUUUGCAACUGGUAAUAUGUUCCAACAUGUAACUUCCAUGACAUGGAUGGCCUUGUAUGCUACUCACAUUUGUUAAUUGCUUUCCUUAUUAAUAAACUGUGCAGCUGUCUACUAGU
Molecule: messenger RNA, 1818 nt
Organism: Lotus japonicus
Lineage: Eukaryota; Viridiplantae; Streptophyta; Magnoliopsida; Fabales; Fabaceae
Product: tyrosine--tRNA ligase, chloroplastic/mitochondrial-like
Exons: 1
Coding region: 64-1566 (500 amino acids)
Biological process (GO): tyrosyl-tRNA aminoacylation
Cellular component (GO): mitochondrion; chloroplast stroma; cytosol
Molecular function (GO): ATP binding; RNA binding; tyrosine-tRNA ligase activity
Source: RefSeq, a predicted model, not a curated record